Molecule: messenger RNA, 5540 nt
Organism: Ochotona princeps (American pika)
Lineage: Eukaryota; Metazoa; Chordata; Mammalia; Lagomorpha; Ochotonidae
Gene: MYO5C
Product: myosin VC
Exons: 41
Coding region: 272-5500 (1742 amino acids)
Biological process (GO): vesicle transport along actin filament; actin filament organization
Cellular component (GO): cytoplasm; actin cytoskeleton; vesicle
Molecular function (GO): ATP binding; microfilament motor activity; actin filament binding
Source: RefSeq, a predicted model, not a curated record
CCAGGUGGACCGGCUUUAAGCGCCGACACCUGCCGCCCACAGCCCCCGCCCCGGCCAACGGCAGCGCCCAGUGGCCGCGCUGGGCUGAGCAGGACCAAUCCCACGGCUUGGCCCUCCCCUCGCCCCUAGCCCUCGGGCUCUCGCGCGGUGGCACGCAGCGAAACUUCGCCGGCAAGAUGGCCAGGCUCUGAUUGCUGGGCCCCAGCCAACCGUAUCCCUCAGAGCCGCAGGCGCUGCCCCCGGGCCUCGCCCCUUCGCGCCUCCCGGACCCAUGGCGGUGGCCGAGCUGUACACGCAGUACAACAGGGUCUGGAUUCCCGAUCCUGAAGAAGUUUGGAAAUCUGCGGAAAUAGCCAAGGACUAUAGAGUUGGUGACCGAGUGCUGCACCUGCUGCUGGAGGAUGGAACGGAGCUGGAUCUUCCCGUGGAUCCAAAAGCAUUGCCUCCGCUUCGCAAUCCUGACAUCCUGGUGGGCGAGAACGACCUCACGGCCCUCAGCUAUCUGCACGAGCCCGCUGUGCUCCACAACCUUAGAAUCCGCUUCGCAGAAUCCAAACUUAUUUAUACCUACAGUGGGAUCAUCUUGGUGGCUAUGAACCCUUACAAGCAGCUGCCCAUCUAUGGAGAUGCCAUCAUCCAUGCCUACACUGGGCAGAACAUGGGCGACAUGGACCCACACAUAUUUGCUGUGGCUGAAGAGGCGUACAAGCAGAUGGCCAGAAACAACAAAAAUCAGUCGAUCAUCGUGAGCGGGGAGUCGGGUGCUGGGAAGACCGUGUCGGCUCGCUAUGCUAUGCGGUACUUUGCCACAGUCAGCAGGUCGAGCAGCGAUGCACACAUCGAGGACAAGGUCCUGGCGUCCAAUCCCAUCACUGAGGCUGUCGGGAAUGCCAAGACCACCCGCAAUGACAACAGCAGUCGCUUUGGGAAAUACACGGAAAUCAGUUUCGACAAGAGGAAUCAGAUCAUAGGAGCCAAUAUGCGGACUUACCUGCUGGAAAAAUCCAGAGUUGUCUUCCAGGCAGAAAAUGAACGGAAUUACCAUAUUUUCUAUCAGCUGUGUGCAUGUGCACAGCAGUCGGAAUUUAAACAUCUCAGACUGGCGAGUGCGGAGGAGUUUAAUUACACGAGAAUGGGAGGCAACACUGUGAUCGAGGGUGUGAAUGACAGAGCUGACAUGCUGGAGACACAGAGGACCUUCACGCUGCUGGGUUUCAAGGAGGACUUCCAGAUGGACAUCUUUAAGAUCCUGGCAGCCAUCCUACAUCUGGGCAAUGUGCAGAUUGUUGCAGUGGGCAAUGAGAGGUCUUCAGUCAGUGAGGAAGACAUCCACCUGCAGGUGUUCUGUGAGCUCCUGGGCCUGGACAGCAGCCACGUUGCUCAGUGGUUAUGCAACCGCAAGAUCGUCACAAGCUCCGAGACGGUGGUGAAACCCAUGACCAGGCCCCAGGCUGUCAAUGCCAGAGAUGCCCUGGCCAAAAAGAUCUAUGCACACCUGUUCGAAUUCAUUGUGGAGAGAAUUAACCAAGCGUUGCAGUUCUCAGGCAAGCAGCACACUUUUAUUGGUGUUUUGGACAUUUAUGGUUUUGAAACCUUUGACGUCAACAGUUUUGAACAGUUUUGCAUCAAUUAUGCUAAUGAGAAACUGCAGCAACAGUUCAACCUGCAUGUCUUUAAGCUUGAACAAGAAGAGUACAUGAAGGAAGAUAUCCCCUGGACUCUGAUAGAUUUCUAUGACAAUCAGCCAGUUAUUGACUUGAUUGAAGCCAAAAUGGGCAUUUUGGAGUUACUGGAUGAAGAAUGCUUGUUACCACAUGGGACCGAUGAAAACUGGCUUCAGAAGCUGUAUAAUAAUUUUGUCAACAAGAACUCUCUGUUUGAAAAGCCCAGAAUGUCAAACACAUCCUUUAUCAUCCAACACUUCGCCGAUAAGGUAGAGUAUAAAUGUGAAGGCUUUCUUGAGAAAAACAGAGACACCGUCUAUGACACGCUGGUUGAAAUCCUGAGAGCCAGCAAGUUUCAUCUCUGUGCCAAGUUUUUUCAAGAAGAUCCAACUCCCCCCUCCCCUUUUGGUGCAAUGAUCACAGUUAAGUCUGCAAAGCAAGUCAUCAAGGGCAACAGCAAGCAUUUCCGGACCACAGUCGGAAACAAGUUCCGCAGCUCUCUCUACUUGCUGAUGGAGACCCUCAAUGCCACGACUCCCCACUAUGUCCGCUGCAUCAAGCCAAAUGACGAGAAGCUGCCCUUUGAGUUUGAUUCCAAAAGAAUCGUGCAGCAGCUGCGAGCCUGUGGUGUCUUAGAAACGAUUCGCAUCAGUGCUCAGAGCUACCCUUCCAGGUGGACGUACAUCGAGUUCUAUAGCCGCUACGGCAUCCUCAUGACCAAGCAGGAGCUUGGCUUCAGUGACAAGAAAGAGGUGUGCAAGGUGGUCCUAAACAGGCUCAUCCAGGAUUCCAAUCAGUACCAGUUUGGUAAGACCAAAAUUUUCUUCAGAGCAGGACAAGUGGCUUAUUUAGAGAAACUGCGGCUAGAUAAACUGAGACAGAGCUGUGUGAUGAUCCAGAAACACAUCCGCGGCUGGCUCCAGAGAAAGAAGUUCCUGCGAGAACGCCAGGCAGCCCUGACAAUCCAGCAGUACUUCCGGGGCCAGCAAACUGUGAGGAAAGCAAUUACUGCCACAGCCUUAAAAGAAGCAUGGGCAGCCAUCAUCAUUCAGAAGUACUGCCGAGGGUAUCUGGUUCGCAACCUGUACCAGCUCAUCCGCGUGGCCACCAUCACCAUCCAGGCCUACACCAGGGGGUUCCUGGCGAGGAGGAGAUACCGCAAGGUGCUGGAGGAACACAAGGCUGUGAUCCUGCAGAAGUAUGCCCGGGCAUGGCUCGCCAGGCGCAGGUUCCAGAACAUCCGCCGAUUUGUGCUCAACAUUCAGCUCACGUACAGGGUCCAGCGUUUGCAGAAAAAGCUGGAAGAUCAGAACAAAGAGAACCAUGGUCUGGUGGAGAAGCUGACCAGCCUGGCCGCUCUUCGGGCCGUUGAUGUGGAAAAGAUCCAGAAGCUGGAAACAGAACUGGAGAGAGCAGUCAGCCACCAGCAGAACUCUGAGAAGAAGGGGAAGAGAUACAGGGAUGCUGUGGAAGAGAAAUUGGCCAAGCUUCAGAAGCAUAACUCAGAGCUGGAGAUGCAGAAAGAGCAGAUACAGCUGAAGCUUCAGGAGAAGACGGAAGAGUUGAAGGAGAAAAUGGACGGCCUCACCAAGCAGCUGUUUGAUGAUGUACAAAAAGAGGAACGGCAGAGAAUACUUCUUGAAAAAAGCUUUGAGCAGAAAACGCAAGGCUAUGAGAAGCAGAUUCAGUUUUUGAAAGAAGAAAUCAAAGCUCUCAAGGACGAGAAAAUGCAAUUGCAGAAUCAGGUGGAGGAAGAGCGCCUCACCAGUGACAGCUUGAAGGGGGAGGUGUCGCGACUGCACAAGCAGGCCAAGACAAUCUCUGAGUUUGAAAAGGAGAUAGAACUACUUCAGACGCAGAAGAUCGAUGUGGAAAAACACGUGCAGUCACAGAAACGGGAAAUGCGAGAAAAGAUGUCAGAAAUCACCAGACAGCUUCUGGAAAGCUAUGACAUUGAAGAUGUUAGAAGCAGGCUCUCCUUGGAAGACUUGGAGCAUUUAAAUGAGGAUGGAGAACUUUGGUUUGCUUAUGAAGGACUAAAGAAAGCCACACGUGUUUUGGAGAGCCAUUUCCAAUCCCAGAAAGAUUGCUAUGAAAAGGAAAUAGAAGCUUUGAACUUCAAAGUGGUGCAUCUAAGUCAAGAGAUCAACCACCUGCAGAAGUUAUUUAGAGAAGAGAACGACAUCAAUGAAAGCAUCCGUCACGAAGUGACCAGGCUGACAUCAGAGAACAUGAUGAUCCCAGACUUUAAGCAGCAGAUUUCGGAGCUGGAGCAACAGAAGCAAGACCUUGAAAUCCGCCUGAGCGAGCAAACUGAGAAAAUGAAAGGAAGACUGGAAGAGUUGUCCAACCAGUUGAAUCGCAGUCGAGACGAGGAAGGAACACCAAGAAGGAUCUUAGAAGCCCAAAGUGAAAUACACUCCAAAGAGAAAGAGAAGCUGCUGGGUAACAUUCAAGAAAUGCAGGAUACUGGUAAGCCCUUGAAAAAUGACUUGGAAAACGAAAGUGAAGGCUCUGGCAACAUCCAGCAGGAAGCAGCUCAUUUCACUUUGGAAACCAGGGAUCUGGAAGAAGAAUUAGACAUGAAGGACAGAAUAAUUAAAAAGCUACAAGAUCAAAUCAAGACUCUAACCAAGACAAUUGAAAAAGCCAAUGAUGUGAGCUUGUCCUCGGGGCCUAAGGAGUACCUGGGCAUGCUGGAAUACAAGAGAGAAGAUGAGACCAAACUCAUUCAAAACCUCAUUCUUGACUUGAAGCCUCGUGGUGUGGUGGUGAACAUGAUCCCCGGACUGCCAGCUCACAUCCUGCUCAUGUGCGUGCGCUACGCAGACUCGCUCAAUGAUGCCGACAUGCUCAAGUCCCUUAUGAACAGCACCAUUAAUGGCAUCAAGCAGGUGGUUAAGGAACAUCUGGAAGAUUUUGAGAUGCUGUCCUUUUGGCUCUCCAAUACUUGUCAUUUCCUCAACUGCCUGAAGCAGUACAGUGGAGAAGAGGAAUUCAUGAAGCAUAACAGUCCACAUCAGAGUAAGAAUUGCUUGAACAAUUUUGACCUUUCAGAGUACAGGCAGAUUCUGAGCGAUGUGGCUAUACGCAUUUAUCAUCAGUUCAUCACUGUCAUGGAGAAUAACAUACAGCCAAUCAUAGUGCCUGGCAUGCUGGAGUACGAGAGCCUGCAGGGCAUCUCCGGCCUGAAGCCCACAGGCUUCCGGAAGCGAUCAUCUAGCAUAGACGACACAGACGCCUACACCAUGACGUCACUGCUGCAGCAGCUAAGCUACUUCUACAGCACCAUGUGCCAGAACGGCCUGGACCCCGAGCUCGUGAGGCAGGCCGUGAAGCAGCUCUUCUACCUGAUCGGGGCCGUCACCCUCAACAGCCUCUUCCUGCGCAAGGACAUGUGUUCCUGCCGAAAAGGGAUGCAAAUAAGGUGCAACAUCAGCUACUUAGAAGAAUGGCUCAAGGAUAAGAAUUUGCAGAACAGCUUAGCCAAGGAGACUCUGGAGGCCCUGUCUCAGGCAGCCUGGCUGCUCCAGGUCAAGAAGGCCACCGACAGUGACGCCAAGGAGAUCGCUGAACGCUGCACCUCAUUGUCAGCCGUGCAGAUCAUCAAGAUCCUUAACUCCUACACACCCAUAGAUGACUUUGAGAAAAGAGUGACCCCCUCCUUUGUUCGCAAAGUCCAGGCACUCCUCAACAGCCGGGAGGAUUCCUCACAGCUGAUGCUGGACACCAAAUACCUCUUCCAAGUCACCUUUCCUUUUACCCCAUCUCCGCACGCUCUGGAAAUGAUCGAGAUCCCCAGCAGUUUAAAGCUGGGCUUUCUCAAUAGAUUGUAAUGGGAGGGACAGAAAAAUCAAUAUGCUUUUCUCUCCUGGC